Blepharisma stoltei is the source of this 1434-nucleotide messenger RNA. NCBI's taxonomy places the organism in Eukaryota, Ciliophora, Heterotrichea, Heterotrichida, Blepharismidae. The record is from the annotation of a GenBank genome assembly.
AUGUCAAUAUCCAACAUUACCCCUAACUCCUACCUUUUUAAAUUGGAAAAAGAUAUAGGUAAAAAUUUCCAUUUUUUGGGUUUAUUAACCCCCCUUUAAAUUGGAAAUAAAUUUAUUUUUCAAUGUGAAAAUUUUUAUAGGUGAAAAUAAAAUUUUUAUAAAUUAGUUUUGACCUAAUUUAUUAGGAGAAAAUGCAAUUAGAAUAUUAUUUAAACAGUUUUCACAUUAAUUUUGAAAUAAUUCUUUUCAAAUAAAUUAAAAUCUAAAACAUUUCUUUUUUAAUUUUUGAAAAUGUUUUUUAUAAAACUAUUUAAUAGAUUUUUUUUAUAAACUUUAAACCCCUUUAAAUUAAAUUGUGAUUUUUAUUCAGAUUUAAAGAGGAGUAAGAUUAUUGAAUUAACUAAAAGGAAGCUUCUCUCAAACCCCAAUCAUCCUCUAUCAAUUCUCCGCUCCAAAAUGUACUCAUUUGUCCACAAAACCUACCCUGGAGUGUUUAUCACAAAAGAUGAUUAUGACCCAGUUGUCGGAGUCAGAGAAAAUUUUGAUAAUCUUUUAAUUGCUCCAGACCACCCUUCCAGGCGUCCUAGUGAUACAUACUAUAUUGAUGAAAACACAGUCCUUAGAACCCAUACAACUGCCCAUGACUGCGAAAUGUUGAAAAAUCAUAAUGCAUUUCUCAUGACAGGAGAUGUAUAUCGAAGAGAUGAAAUAGACAGCACACAUUAUCCAGCUUUUCACCAGCUAGAAGGUGGAAGAGUCUGGAAUAAAAGUGAAUUCAGCUUUGCAGCCCAAGAAAAAGCUCAUGAUUUUGCCUUGACUGAGCUUAAAGGUAUGCUUGAGGGGCUUGCCAGAGAAUGUUUUGGAGAUGUGGAAAUGAGAUGGUAUGACAACUAUUUCCCUUUUGUAGAUCCAGGUUUAGAGCUAGAAAUCAGAUGGAAAGAUAACUGGAUGGAAGUCCUUGGAUGUGGCGUCUAUCAUCCACAAGUGCUUAGAAAUGCUGGAAAAUCUGAUGACUUCUUCGGGCUUGCUUUUGGUAUAGGGCUAGAAAGAUGGGCAAUGAAGGUUUUUGAUAUUCCUGACAUAAGGCUGUUUUGGUCUGAAGACCAACGAUUUUUAUCACAGUUUUCAGCUACAAAAGGCAUUACAAAGUUUAAAAGCUUUUCAAAGUUUCCUUUAUGCUACAAAGAUAUAUCUUUUUGGGUUCCUGAAAAAUUCGAAGAAAAUGACUUUUUCGAACUUGUAAGAGAAGUUGGAGGAGACUUAGUCGAAAGGGUCGAAAAAACAGACAAGUUUAGUAAAGGCGAUAAAACAAGCUACUGCUUUAGAGUAAAUUACAGGAGCAUGGAAAGGAAUUUAACGAAUGAAGAAAUUGAUGAAUUACAAUUUAGGCUCAGAGAAAAAGCGGUGGCAGAUCUUAAAAUAACUCUCAGAUAA